CGUGCACACGCGUACCCGCCAGAAGUUCUCGUGCGGCUGCAGCGCGAGCGCUUGUCAGUGAGCUUCACUCCUGAGAGGAUUAUGUUGUUUGACAGAAUGGAUUAGGUGUGGAAAAAAAAACUUUUUAUUUUUUAACCUUUGAGGAAAAAGUGAAGACGAAACGGAGUACAAAUGUCCUGGAUAAUUCUUUUUUGACUUUGUUUACCCGUGUGUGCCUACUGUAUGAAAUAUAUAUAUAAAUUUUUCGGUACUUUUUAUCAGCUAUAGGAAGAGAUGAUCGAUUUUUGACCGUUAAAAAACUCUCGCGCGCGCGUGCGAUGGAACAUAGCUAGUUUAGCUACCAUAAACUCUGAAACAUUUUUUUUAAUCGUAUUUUAUUGUUUUUUUAAUGAUUAAAUUCGACUUUUUGUAAACGAUGGACUUUUUAUAUAAAGUUUUAAACUUUUCUACCUUUGUCAGCGUCCUCCAGGUUCUCGGUGACCAGGCUGUACCGUCUAAGCAUCCAGGCCUGGAUGUGCUGGCCACAGCGUCACACUACUGGCCCCUGGAUGAUGUAGACGGGAUCCACAGCCUGAGGGACCAGAUUGGGAAUAGAACAGGUCAUAUUAAUGGGACUGAUAUAACACUCAGAAUCCACAACCACACUGUCCUGCCUACCCAUAACUCUUCCUCUGUGUACACCAAUGACUCUGCCUACACUAAUAUUUCCGUCUCUGUAGACAUCGUAGAAGGGGUGGUGAACAAAGGCAUCUAUCUGAACGGAGACCGCGGAGCCACCUUCCUCCAUUUCGGCAACUACAAGAACUCCUGUAUCAGUGACCCAACUCUGUGUGGACCGCAAGGGAUCACAUUCUCCUUCUUCUGGAAGAACCAGGAGUCACAUUCCCGCUUUGCUGUGAUGUCAGGAGGGAAAAUCAUCUCCAAUGGCUUCUCUGUCUACACCAACCCUUUUGGAGGAUAUGUGGAGUUCUACACCAGAGGAAACUCCCAGCGCUGGAAGGCAAAUAUCAACCUGCCAGGACCUUUUUGGACGCACAUCCUGUUCACGUGGACCCUUAAAGACGGCCUGAAAAUCUACAUAAACGGCACAUUCAGCAUUAGCGACGCAAAAGGCGACACGUCGCAGGAUUACGGCGAUACACACGCCGAUUUGGUGAUUGGAACCGGAACCAGCCAGUCAUAUGGGCACUACGUCACAGCAUCCUUCGACGAGUUUGUCAUUUGGGAACGAGCCCUUUCGGCCAGAGAGAUCUGGCUCUACUAUAAAGCCGCCAUAGGCGAGGAUGUGGUUUAUCCUCCAACUACUGAAUCUCCUUCCUCCGUUCACACCACAACAGAUGUCCAUCUGCAGGCAACAACAGCAUCACCACACCCCACUGUCUCUAACUUCACAGAGGUUCAUGACGCAAUGUCCAUGUCACUGCAAGGUUUCCUCCAGUCUUCCUUCAUUCUGCCUAAUAAAACUAUUCCUAAGGGUACAGCUCACAAUCUGACACAGUCACUUCUGAAGAGCGUUGACGAGGUGAUAUCCUCCAAUACCUGGCGAGGAGACGAGGAGGUACGCAGAAAUGCAUGUGCUACGUCAUUACGCUACCAGUCGACCCCUGUCAUCAGUGGACUCAUAGACACAGUGGACAAAGUCAUGGGGCACAUGGUCUCCAACCUAGAGGCUAAACCAAAUUCUGUUGUCACUAUUGGUGGAAAGAGCUAUGUUGCAGAUUACUCUCUGAUGAAGAUCCCACAAAAUUAUAACAUGCAGAACUACAGAUUCCCAACACAAGGCAAGAACUAUAUCUCCGUGCCAGGAGAGGCCUUCACUUCAGAAUCCCAGACCACAAUCGUAGGCCUUUUCUACCACGGCAUGCACAGCUACUACAAACAGAUCAGCCCUAUGAGAACCAGGAUCAAUGAGGCGGUGGAAUUUAAGGACCAUAAGAUCCAGGUGGCCAGCUAUCUAAUCUCCCUAAAGGUGGAGCCCUCUCCUGCCCUCUCGGUCAACCUGUCAUCAGAGCCACUGAUCAGAAUCAUGCUAACACACCAACUGAGCAAGGAGCAACAACUCCAGGCCAUGAACGAGAGCAACAAAGUCUUCCUCUACUGCGCCUUCCUGGAUUACAGCUCUAAGGAAGGCGUAUGGUCCAACAACGGCUGUCUGAGAGCUGGAGGUAACCUUUCCUACUCGGUCUGCGUGUGCAACCACCUGACCAACUUCGCCAUCCUCAUGCAGGUGGUUCCUGUGGAGCUCGGAAAGAGCCAUCAGAUCGCACUCUCCACCAUUACCUACGUGGGCUGCUCUAUCUCCAUCUUCUGUCUGGCCAUCACCCUGGUCACCUUUGCUGUGCUUUCGUCCGUGAGCACCAUCCGGAACCAGCGCUAUCACAUCCACGCUAACUUGUCCUUCGCCAUCCUGGUGGCACAGAUCCUUCUGCUCAUCAGCUUCCGCUUUGAACCCGGCACGUUGCCUUGUAAGGUAAUGGCAGUGCUGCUUCACUUCUUCUUCCUGUGUGCAUUCGCCUGGAUGCUGGUGGAGGGGCUUCAUCUCUACAGCAUGGUGAUUAAAGUGUUCGGCUCCGAGGGCAGCAAACACUUCUACUACUACGGCAUAGGCUGGGGGUCUCCAGUGGUCAUAUGCGUUGUGUCCAUAACAUCGUCACUGAGCAGUUACGGAGAAGACGCGAACUGCUGGCUGUCUCUGAAGAACGGCGCUAUUUGGGCAUUCGUGGCUCCCGCUCUGUUCGUCAUUAUGGUGAACAUUGGAAUCCUUAUUGCUGUGACGAGGAUCAUCUCCAGAAUCAGUGCAGAGAACUACAAAGUACAAGGAGAUGCUAACUCUGUCAAGCUCACUGCUAAAGCAGUAGCAGUCCUCUUGCCUAUCCUGGGCAUCUCGUGGAUCUUCGGCGUUUUGGCUGUGAACGAUCAGUCCUUCCUCUUCCAGUACAUGUUUGCAGUGUUCAACUCUCUACAGGGCUUCUUCAUCUUCCUCUUCCACUGUCUGCUAAACUCGGAGGUCCGAGCUGCUUUCAAGCACAAGACGAAAGUGUGGUCUCUGACCAGCAGCUCCAUCCGCAACAUCAACGUCAAGCCUUUCAAUUCAGACAUUAUGAACGGUAACAGAGGGGGCGUGAGCCCGACACGGAUGAACACGUGGGACAAAAGCACCAACUCAGCUAAUCGCAUCGACCUGUCAGCGCUCUAAGACUCAACGGACCAUGGCUACUGAACACAAAAUAUACAUACGAAAGCCGUACUUUCUCAGAAACUCUGGCUGAUUUAGCCACCGUUCCUUUUCACGACGACUCGGCGGUCUAACGACGCUCUCACGAGACCGGGUGAAAGACUAAUAGCGGACUUUUACUGACGUCACCCACUCUUACCCACUGACACCACUCACUUUUAGGAAGACAAACAACAGUUCAGAGCCAUAGAAAAAAAGUCACAGAUGAAAACACAAGAGCCGUGUUGGAUAACUAUUCUCUGUUCCGUGUUCAACUUCAACGUGUCCUCCUCGUAACUCCGGUAGCUGCUGGAUUCCACUGCUGUCUGUGACUCGACACUAAACUGUGACACAAGAUGCGUCUCGCAUCGACCAGACGAGGAGGUUUUUUUUUUUUUUGCUCAUUUUGCUGCCGCCGCCGCUACCGAGCCGUGCUUUUACAGCUCGCCGUCCUAGUCUGAAUCGAUGGAAUGAAAACCAUGCCUGGGUCACAUGCCAGCCAUGUAGUACUUUCCAUUUAUGAGCUUUUAGUUUUAACUGGUGAGAUUUCAUGGCUGCAACAAAAGACAUUCCUGAAAGAGGAACCAAAAAAAACGUAGCGUUCCGUUGUUGUGUGAUAUCGUGCUGUAUGUUGUUCUCUUCCUAUGCUGCGUAAACUGUAAAUUAUUGUCUCGACGUCGCAUUCAUAAAUAUCUACUGUUGGACAAGACAGCUUUGUUUAAAGAAAUGUCCCCCAAAAGAGCUACUAAUUAUUAAUUGUACAGUCUCUAACUGAGGUGUUAGACCAAUAUCGUAACUCUUAGGAUAGCAGAAUACGUCUGUUUCGUCCCAUUGUGAUUCAGAUGUGUCUGACCUUCGUCAAGAUCAACAUCAGCUUUUGUGCCAAAUGUAGCUUGUAUAUUACAUGUUAAAAUGGAGGUCAGGGUUUCUCGUUUUCCUUUAACGUCUUAUACCGUAAAUAUUUAAGGUAGAGAAUAAUGUCACUGUGAUCCAACACCAGAAGAUUUCUUUCUUGCCUUUCUUUAUUUGGUCACAGUUUCCUGUCUCCUUGAACACAUUCUCUCUGGUAUGUUUGUUCUGUUUUUUUAAUACAUAUAAACUAAAUCUAAUGUACCUGUGAAGCAGUUUCUUCUAAAUCCUUCAGCUUCUUGCCCCUGUAAGUGGUUUAUGCGUCUUCAUUCUACAGUGACUGGAAUGACGCUGAUCAGUGACCAUGCCCUGUGUGAAAUUCCCAUCACUCUGCCAUCUUUGACCGAGAGUUUUCCUAAAACUUGACCUUUCCAAAGUAAUUUGAAACAAAAGGCAAGUUUCGAGUAAAAUUGUUGGACUUUUUUCUUUCUUUCUUUUUUUUUUUUUUUUUUUUUUUAGAGAAGAGAAACAGCUGACGAAUAUAUAAUGCCGAUGAUGAAGCGAUGUACAGUGUGUUAAGAUAAGCAACGUGUUUUGCUUUUUCGUGCGAUUAAUAAUGUGAGCCUCCGUAUUCUGUGAAGUGUUGUGAUCCUUACUGCCAGUCUGGACGUGGUUAGAAUUGAAAAGCAGUGUCACUUUCAGGUUCACGUGGCCUACGUCAUGACAGCGAAGGUGAGACUUAACUCUUUAUUUAUGCCAAUGUAAAAAUAAAAGUUACAUAUACUGUUAUAGUAUGAUGUGAUGU
Molecule: messenger RNA, 4868 nt
Organism: Hemibagrus wyckioides
Lineage: Eukaryota; Metazoa; Chordata; Actinopteri; Siluriformes; Bagridae
Gene: adgrd1
Product: adhesion G protein-coupled receptor D1
Exons: 26
Coding region: 416-3196 (926 amino acids)
Biological process (GO): cell surface receptor signaling pathway; adenylate cyclase-activating G protein-coupled receptor signaling pathway
Cellular component (GO): membrane
Molecular function (GO): G protein-coupled receptor activity
Source: RefSeq, a predicted model, not a curated record